Messenger RNA from Corythoichthys intestinalis (scribbled pipefish), 1250 nucleotides. RefSeq lists its product as uncharacterized. Lineage: Eukaryota; Metazoa; Chordata; Actinopteri; Syngnathiformes; Syngnathidae. Bases 283 to 1068 code for a protein of 261 amino acids. The transcript has 8 exons. The record is from RefSeq and is a predicted model, not a curated record.
UUCACGGUCCCCACUGACAGACUGCGUCUGCCACUGGCAGGGCGUGGGAUAGUCAGGUAUCGCUUAAGUGUAUCUUCCCGGCCACUGUUCACAUAGCAACCCCGAACAUUGCCUUUCAAGAACAAAUGAAGUCUUGUAUGGAGAAUGAACAUCGCGACGCUUUUUAUGACACCGGAACGCACCGUCACCGCUCCCAGACAUGCGUCUAGUAGAAUCUUCGUCUUAGUUUUCCACUAGCCUCUGCAUGGCUCUACUUCAUUUUGGACUAAAGUGAUUUUGAAGAUGGCAGGAUGCUUAUCAGAGCCACUUUGUCAGCCGUGUGUCUACCAUGAGGCGUUUAAAGUGGAGUUACAGGUGAAGAGACCCCUCAUGCCGCUCCACCUGAGUCCAGAACAGGUGGCUGUGGAGAUGCUGUGUCUCUGUGGGCAGCUGGACCUCCUCAUCAGGGCGCAGAUGCAAGAGUUUCAGGAGCAGUUAAGACAAGGCUGUAGCCCAGAGGAGUCGGACACCUUUCAGGCCCAAGGAUCGGAAAUUCUCGACCAGAUGCUGCAGUGCCUUGAACAUCUACCAAAGCCUAUGCCACAACUGGAGGACUACCUGGAUAUGGUGGGUUUGUCAGCCAUGUUUCCUCGCGUGGAGGUGUUCCUCAUUCAAGGCAGCCCGGUGGACAUGUUAGAAAGGCCGCCCAUGGACGACUAUUUCUCCCACAUCGCUAAACUGAAUCAGCUGCUGGUGCUGAGUCAGCAGCUGGAGGAGGACAUCAGGCACCUGGGAAGUCACAAAUACAUCGCCCACCAGCUUUCUGUUAUAUAUCAAGUCAUCUGCUCUUUUCGAGGUGUCGACAUGUUCUCUGAGAUGAAAAAGAACAUCGAGGGCAACUUCAAACAGAUGAAAGAGUCUCUGGUGGUGGAGGAGGGAUCGCGGCACGAACCUCAGUUGGCUGCUUAUUAUGUCAAUUGGAUAUUGGACAUUACUCACAAGCUGACAUCUGCAGUGUUGUCGCUACCGGAUGAGUUGACCGAUGACCUGGAUCAGGCCAUGACCUUCAUGUCGCAGUUUGCGUCUUGAUAAUGUGUGCGGAGGACGACAUUCUUCGAGGACUCGCACGGUGCUACGCCAUUUGACUUGGCAGCGGGAUUAUAAAAUCCAAUUCAUUUGCUAACUUGUCGGUUUUUGCAUUGGUUUGUCUGAAUCUUCCCCCCAAUUGUCACCACUGUUAUGAAUGCUUUUUAUACCUGUAACAAUAAAUU